This is a messenger RNA of Prunus armeniaca (apricot), 657 nucleotides long. Lineage: Eukaryota; Viridiplantae; Streptophyta; Magnoliopsida; Rosales; Rosaceae. The record is from the annotation of a GenBank genome assembly.
AUGAUGGAGUGGCAGCAGCAGCAGCAGCAGCAGAUUCAGAAUCAACAGCAAAUAAUCCACCAUUUGCAAAACCCAGAAGAUGGGAUUGGAAAUGGGAAUGGAGGGUUGUACGUGAAGGUGAUGACGGACGAGCAAAUGGAGCUGCUGAGGCGACAGAUCGCUGUCUACGCCACCAUUUGUGAGCAGCUUGUUGAGAUGCACAAGGCCGUCACUGCUCAACAGGAUCUUACUGGAAUGAGACUAGGGAAUUUUUAUUGUGAUCCAUUCAUGGCAUCUGGUGGCCAUAAGAUAACUGCAAGGCAGCGCUGGACCCCAACACCUGUGCAACUUCAAAUGCUUGAGCGGAUUUUCGAGGAAGGCACUGGAACUCCAUGCAAGCAGAAGAUCAAAGAGAUAACCAUGGAACUCACACAACAUGGCCAGAUAUCUGAAACAAAUGUCUACAACUGGUUCCAGAACAGGAGAGCUCGUUCAAAAAGAAAGCAAUCUGUGCCAGCACAAAACAAUGGAGAAUCAGAAGCAGAGCCAGAAGUUGAAUCUCCCAGGGAUGAAAAGACAAAACCAGAGGACAUCAUGUCCCUUGACAACUCUGCACCGAGGGCGGAAAAUAUGUACCUUCAAAGUCCCGAGUUAGGAUUUGGAAAUUUUGAUUGGUAA